Messenger RNA from Ricinus communis (castor bean), 1700 nucleotides. Its product is annotated as lysine histidine transporter-like 6. Gene Ontology annotation, cellular component: plasma membrane. The transcript has 8 exons. The record is from RefSeq and is a predicted model, not a curated record. NCBI's taxonomy places the organism in Eukaryota, Viridiplantae, Streptophyta, Magnoliopsida, Malpighiales, Euphorbiaceae. The coding region runs from base 142 to 1449 and encodes 435 amino acids.
UAGAUACUACUGAAAAGAAAUUUUUUUUUUAAAAAAAUAAAAUAAAAAGAGCAAAGAGACCACUACAUAUACAGGGGUUAUGAUCAUUUAACUCUCCAACAUUGAAGGGGUCUUGCAUCUUUUGGUUGCCAAGCUAGAAAAAUGGUGUCAACUUCUCCUUCUAAGGAACAUCAGUCCAUAGAGAAAUGGACGGAAGGCGAUCCCUCUCGCCGAGCCAAAUGGUGGUACUCAACCUUCCAUACCGUCACAGCCAUGAUAGGUGCAGGUGUUCUCAGUCUGCCUUAUGCUAUGGCUUACUUAGGCUGGGGUCCAGGGACAAUGGUUCUAGCAUUAUCAUGGUGCUUGACCUUAAACACAAUGUGGCAAAUGAUACAACUCCAUGAAUGUGUUCCUGGGACUCGUUUUGAUCGAUAUCUAGACCUUGGUAGACAUGCUUUUGGCCCAAAACUAGGGCCAUGGAUUGUUCUACCUCAGCAAUUGAUCGUUCAAGUUGGUUGUGAUAUCGUGUACAUGGUCACUGGGGGGAAGUGUCUGAAGAAAUUCAUGGAGAUGACUUGCGCUACUUGCACACCGAUCAGGCAGUCUUACUGGAUAUUGAUAUUUGGUGGAAUUCAUUUCUUCUUGUCUCAGCUUCCUAAUUUCAAUUCUGUAGCUGGUGUUUCUUUAGCAGCAGCAGUCAUGUCCCUCAGUUAUUCAACUAUAGCAUGGGUAGGUAGCUUGGCACAUGGUCGGGUCGAUAAUGUGAGCUAUGCAUACAAGGAAACCAGUGGAGCAGACCACAUGUUUCGGGUGUUCAAUGCACUGGGGCAAAUAUCAUUUGCAUUUGCAGGGCAUGCAGUCGUGCUAGAAAUCCAAGCUACAAUUCCAUCAACUCCUGAAAAGCCUUCAAAAGUACCAAUGUGGAAAGGUGCAUUAGGUGCUUAUUUCAUCAAUGCGAUUUGCUAUUUCCCUGUAGCUCUUAUAGGUUACUGGGCAUUUGGACAAGAUGUUGACGAUAAUGUGCUUAUGGCACUUAAGAAACCUGCAUGGCUCAUUGCCUCUGCUAAUCUAAUGGUGGUAGUUCAUGUCAUAGGCAGCUACCAGGUCUAUGCGAUGCCUGUUUUUGCAAUGCUAGAGAAUAUGAUGAUGAAACGAUUGAACUUCCCACCAGGACUUGCACUUAGACUUUUAGUUCGAUCUGCUUAUGUUGCAUUUACACUGUUCGUUGGAGUCACCUUCCCAUUUUUUGGGGACCUUCUUGGCUUCUUUGGUGGAUUUGGUUUUGCUCCCACUUCAUAUUUUCUACCUAGCAUAAUGUGGCUGAUAAUCAAGAAACCUAAGAGAUUCAGCGCCAAAUGGUUUAUCAACUGGGCUUCAAUAUUAGUUGGAGUGUUCAUUAUGAUAGCAUCUACAAUUGGUGGGUUCCGGAAUAUAGUCACCGAUGCCUCCACAUAUAGGUUCUAUACAUAAUAAAUUAUGACAAAACGUGUAACUGAGUUGCAAGACUCAUUUUAGUUUCUUAAUAAUGAUGAUAAUUUGAGAUGGUCUUUUUCCUAUUAAUGUUAAGCAAGCAACCAUUUCCAAAGCAAACAUGUUGACAGUAGAAGAACGCGACAAGAACUGGUAUUACAUAGAUUGCAUAUUUGAGCAUUAGGUGUGUCGUGAUGAUCAGUUGUAUUCUAUUAUCAUCAAAUAAUAUCAAUCUUGUGUUUGUUCCCCUA